Molecule: messenger RNA, 417 nt
Organism: Podarcis lilfordi (Lilford's wall lizard)
Lineage: Eukaryota; Metazoa; Chordata; Lepidosauria; Squamata; Lacertidae
Source: the annotation of a GenBank genome assembly
AUGUGUUAUCCACAUGCAAACUGUAACACAGUUUAUGGGGACACCCAGCAUGAACAACUUUCACAUUCUAACUUCUAUAGUCUAAAGCAUAACAGCAUCUUGACUGAUAAAAUGUCAACUUUCCCUCAUCCAAUGCUUUCAUGGAAGAAAUGUUUUAAUGCACCAUCACCACUUGCUCUUGAAAUGGCCUGCAUUUUCCCAUUUGCAAAGCACAUGAAUGCACAUGGUAAAUCACAGUUCCAGGAUCCCUGUAUUAUGACCAACUGCAAUAACAUCUGCCUUAAAGCUGGCUUGCACAGCCAAGCACCAGAACUAUGCUCUUUCAAGACCCCAGGAUGGAAAGAAUUAUGCGCAAAACUACCCACACAUAAAAAGGUCAAUAGACUCUUCCAAGUUUAUAGGAAAACCCAAGUCUAG